CAACAGAGUUUCAGUAUUUUACCACGGAAUUUAUCAGUGAUACAGGGCCAAUCAGCUGAGUUAAAAUGUUCUGUGUCAAAUAGAAGAGGGUCUAUACAAUGGACAAAAGAUGGGUUUGCCUUAGGUUAUGACCGAGACAUCCCUGGAUUUAGACGGUACUCUAUUAUUGGUAAUAAUGAAAGAGAUUUUAAUUUAUUAAUAACUAAUACUAUGAUAAUUGAUGAUGCUGAAUAUCAGUGUCAGGUUGGUCCAGCUCAAAGCAACCCUCCUAUAUCACAUGGUGCUUAUCUUACUAUAUUAGGUAAGUUUUUUUUACCAUUUGUUUUAUAG
Molecule: messenger RNA, 330 nt
Organism: Lottia gigantea (owl limpet)
Lineage: Eukaryota; Metazoa; Mollusca; Gastropoda; Lottiidae
Exons: 2
Biological process (GO): cell-cell adhesion
Cellular component (GO): cell-cell junction
Molecular function (GO): cell adhesion molecule binding
Source: RefSeq, a predicted model, not a curated record